Akanthomyces muscarius is the source of this 2208-nucleotide messenger RNA. RefSeq lists its product as uncharacterized. The transcript is spliced from 2 exons. NCBI's taxonomy places the organism in Eukaryota, Fungi, Ascomycota, Sordariomycetes, Hypocreales, Cordycipitaceae. The record is from RefSeq and is a predicted model, not a curated record. The coding region runs from base 1 to 2208 and encodes 735 amino acids.
AUGGUCACGCAGCCAGCGCCCAUGGACAAGGGCCUCACCGUCCACCACGAGGCCACGGUCCGGCAGCUCGCCGAGUACACCACCCGGCUGCUCCAAAACAUGGCAACCUCGCGCGCCGACGAGCGCGCCUACGCCGAGCUCCUCGCCGAAAACGUUGAGCGCGUCGGCCAGCGCGCCUGCUGGAUCGUCCGCUCCGCCAUCAACCCGAGCGAGCAGACGCGCAUCCUCGCCGCGGCCAGCCCGUGGCUGCACGAGAUCCGCGCGAGGCUCGAGGAGCGGGCGCGCACGCAGACGGAUCCCGACGGCACGUCCCGAACCGUCGCCGAAUGGCCGUUUGACGACGAAGACCUCACGAGGCUCAUGCGGCAAGCAGACAGGAUUGACGCCGAGGCUGUCCGCAUCGACGAUGCUCGUCAGGCGCUGAUCCCCUCCAAGGCCCCUGCGGUCCUCUACGAGGACAAGCUCGAGGAUCUCCGCGACAGGCUCAUGCCGGAGCGCUGCCUGGGGCCGUGGAUCAAGUUUGCCAGCAUCCGGCAGUGGCUCGACCACUGCGACGCGCAGCACGCCGCGCACUGCCACCUCUCGGAACAGAGCCGCGGCAUCUUUGCGCACCACCCCAAGUGGCUCGUCGACGUCGAACGGCGCUGCCUCGUCGAGGCGCGGCCCGGGCAGCGGUACCUCGCCCUGAGCUACGUCUGGGGCCCGCACGCCGCCUUCCAGACGCUCAAGAGCAACGUCGCGGCGCUACAGCACGCCGGCGCCCUCGUGCCGUCGUCCCUCCCAGAAAUCGCCCGUGAGGAGCCCGGCGCAACCACACGGCCGCAGAUUGCCGGUAUUGACAAAUUGGCCCGCACCGUCGCCGAUGUCAUCGAGUUUGCGGACCGCCUCGACGAGCCGUAUCUCUGGGUCGACGCGCUCUGCAUCGUGCAGGACGACGACGUCCACAAGCAGGAGCACCUCGCCCACAUGGGCAGCAUCUACGCCAACGCCUACGCCACCAUUGUCGUCGCCAACGGCGGCGGCGCGCACCGCGGCCUGCUCGGCAUCCAGGACGUCACGCCGCCGAUGGACCGCGUCGGCCGCCGCCGCGGCGUGCCGUACACGCCGUGGUACGUCCGCCGGCCGGGGUCCAUGGCCGCCGCGGUGCAGAGCCACAUGGCCGCCCUGCAGCGCUCGGCGUGGAACCAGCGCGCGUGGACGUUUCAGGAGCAGAUCUUCUCGCGGCGGCUCAUCGUGAUCGACGACGCGGCCGUCGCAUGGGAGUGCCACUGCAACGUGUGGCUCGAGGGCGUCGCUGCCGUCGAGGCGCAGUGCGCGCGCAACACGGCCGUCGUCGCGCAAGGCUUCUCGUUCCACGCGGACCCGACGUUUCGCGACUACGCGGACCACGUGCGUCAGUACAACCGGCGGAGGCUGAGCUACCCGGAGGACUCGAUGGACGCAUUUGCGGGCAUUCUCACGGUGCUGCAGACUACGUUUCUGGGGGGCUUCGUGUGCUGUCUACCAGUCAUGUUCUUUGAUACGGCUCUGCUAUGGUACAAUGAGGGCAUGGUGGGGGAGCGCGUGCCGAAGCAGCGGCGCCAAGGGGACGGCGGCCUGGCCCCGACGUGGUCGUGGGCUGCGUACGAUGGCACGAUUGAGUUUCCAGAUUUUUCGACGGCCAAGGAAGGGGUGCGGCCGCUCGUGCGAUGGAAGUACUGCCGCGGUGACGUGAAGAUGUGGGAGCCGGUGCUCUCGCUGGAGAAGCAGCAGUCGGAGAAAAAGUUUCCCACAGUGGCACAGCUGCAGGAGCUCGUGGAGGCCAUGAGCCUUGAAGAUGGCGGCCCAGCACCUGCAGGCGAGCCCGAGUUUCCUGAAGGUGCUGGGAGCGCGUAUCACCAUCUUCUGCAUGCGCGGCCGGAGCGAGCCGUUUUUAACGUCCUAGAGUACUAUGGCGAUGAGGGCGUCCCGCUCGUGGGCGCAUCUGGAGAGUGCGUCGGCGUGCUCACUCCGUGCAAGAAAAUCGGGAGCCAUGCAGUGGACGCCAAGACUGUGAUUUCAUGCGAGCUCGUGGCUGUUUCAGAGUCGUUUAUCAGCGGCAUGGAGACGUACAACGUGCUGUGGAUCGAGAAGAAGGGUGCGGUAUACGUGCGCAAGGGCGUGGGCCGGAUUCUCAAGUCAGACUGGGUGUGCCAAAAGCCGGAGCGAAUGGACUUGGUGCUGGUGUAG